AUGGCAAGCACGAAGACCCAGUGGAAGGAGGAGAGCGUCUCCGGUUUUGCGGCCACUGCUGAAACUGACAAGUCGUACAACUCCAAGCCCAGCAAAAACCUUCCCGUCUGGAAGAAGGAGGAGAAGAAGUCUGACGACGUUUCACGCCCAAGGUCCGGCAGCAAGGUUGUGGAGGAGUAUGACAUUGUGGUGGCGGAGCCUGAGAAUAAGAAGUGGGAGUUUUCCUUUCUUAUCGGUCUUGAUGAAGUUGAUUCAGGCGCCCUUGAGUGCUUAGGCACUCUCUGGCUUUUUCGGACACAUGGAUUAGGCCUUGGCAAUGACAUCACCAACUACCAACUACCACCUCCCACAAUUUUCUCGCAACACUUCCCUUUCACCGCCAACAAAAUGUGCAAAACCAUCCUCAUUAAGAUCAUGACCUGCAUCAUGUGCAGGGCUGUCGCCUACUACGACAACGAGCCGAACCGUGAGGUCAAGAGGGAAAAGAAGGAGUACAAGAAGCAACAGAAGCGGGCCUCCAAGCAAGAGAAGCUGGCCGCCCAGAGAGAGAAGGAGAGAAGAGUCGAGAUUGCUCGAGGCAAGGAACCGGCGACCGACUUUUGGUGA
Messenger RNA from Fusarium sp. VM40, 606 nucleotides. NCBI's taxonomy places the organism in Eukaryota, Fungi, Ascomycota, Sordariomycetes, Hypocreales, Nectriaceae. The record is from the annotation of a GenBank genome assembly.